This is a messenger RNA of Achroia grisella, 676 nucleotides long. RefSeq names its product succinate dehydrogenase assembly factor 2-A, mitochondrial-like. Gene Ontology annotation, biological process: protein-FAD linkage; mitochondrial respiratory chain complex II assembly; tricarboxylic acid cycle. Gene Ontology annotation, cellular component: mitochondrion. The coding region runs from base 108 to 533 and encodes 141 amino acids. The record is from RefSeq and is a predicted model, not a curated record. The transcript has 3 exons. NCBI's taxonomy places the organism in Eukaryota, Metazoa, Arthropoda, Insecta, Lepidoptera, Pyralidae.
UAAAUUAAUAUUGACGUACAAUUUCUUAAAAUAUUAUUAUUUUUGUUCGUAAUUAAAUUGAGCUUAUAAAAAACACUAUUGCUCUAAUUUAUAGGAUUAUAAACAAUAUGUUGCGGCUACGAUUAGUUUCUACUAGCCUAAUAAAAAAACUUGAAGGUAUAGCAUGUUAUAGCGAUACUACGAAACCUCUGGAUACUACUUACUUAGAAAUUCCUGUUUAUGAUAUAGAUAAACCCCAAACUUUGGAGAAACGUAAAGCUAGACUUCACUACCAGUCUCGCAAAAGAGGAAUGUUGGAAAAUGAUCUUCUUUUGAGUACAUUCGCUAAAAAAUACUUGGAUGGAUUCAAUGAGGAGCAAACCAAGAUGUACGACCAUCUUAUCAAUUCACCGACAAAUGAUUGGGAUAUAUUUCAUUGGAUUGUUGAAAAGAAACCCACACCUCAAGAAUUUGAUAAUGAAAUUAUGAAUCUAUUAAAGAAACACGCUAAAAAUGAAGAAAGAGUGACUUUGCGUCAGCCUGAAUUACUUUGAAGAGAAAUAUGCUUAUUAUUUAUUUUACUGAUAAUAUGCAGUCUUUCAUAUAAAUAUUGAUAGAUAAAUUAUUAGAAAAUGGUAUAUUGUAAAUUUCAUUUAUGUUUAUAUUAUUAAAGUCUUUAAUUUUGUAUUACAAAAUU